Molecule: messenger RNA, 8632 nt
Organism: Hermetia illucens (black soldier fly)
Lineage: Eukaryota; Metazoa; Arthropoda; Insecta; Diptera; Stratiomyidae
Gene: sdk
Product: protein sidekick
Exons: 18
Coding region: 887-7696 (2269 amino acids)
Biological process (GO): cell-cell adhesion
Molecular function (GO): protein binding
Source: RefSeq, a predicted model, not a curated record
AGAAGUUGACGGUGGAGGUGCUGCGCGUUGUUUGUUUUUCCGACUUCCGUUUGUGCUUCUUGUUUGCCGGGAGUAUUGCACAAGCGUGUGACUAACGCAACAGGUGGAUUGCGUUCCCGUGUGCUGGCAGCGAAGUGAAAGUGAGACGAGCGCUGUGCUUGCGAGUGUCCUUUGAGUUUCGACUUGGCCGCGCCAGCAGUCGAUGGUGCCCAGCCUUGGAGCAUUGUUUCGCGGGAGCAGCUUCUUCCCCCGUCCGUGGCCGAUGGUCCGCUCCCAAUUGCAACGCGACAAUUCCGUGCAACGGCCAGCAUGUAACCGAGAGGACGUGCUGGACUGCUAAGGACCCCGGGGACGGCGCUGUUUUUAGUGAUUUUUGCACAAAAGGAGGCCAAGUCGUGGAUUCAGCCAGUGAUCGUGAUCUUCUUGUUUCUCACGCGGGAAAGAGAGCGACGUUCACGGAGCUAAUCGCCGACGGGCAACGGCUCCAGCUCCGCAGUGGUUUGAGUGUGUGCGACCAGGUGUUUACCAAGGUGUGUUGGUUCAGCGCCAGCGUGUUUUGCUUAGACGAGGGCACGGGAGAGCGGGGCAAAUCGGACGCGAGCGAUCGUUCCGGCGGUUAAGUGCAUCCACGGCGAUUGUGUACGUUCUCAUCUGCGGCGAGUGCGGUCCAGAUUGUGGAGAUUGCGGAAUUCUUUUGUUUUAUCGGGGAAUGCUCUGUGGCGCGGAAAACGCGGUGCUUCUGUGCGUGAUUUCGGUGGUGGGUGCAAUGGUUUGCGGCGGCCGCUUGCUCUGAAUGGAGGUCGCGCAAUUGGCGAAAUCAAUUGAAAACGAGAUCCGCGAUCAGUGAUUUUUGUCAGUGGGAAUUUUGGCCGAUUGGAAAGUAACAAUGGAGGAAAGGGAGCGGAAGCGAAGAACGUUUGUGGAAGGUGUUCCACGAUUUGGGAUUAUUUUACUCGUCGUUUGGCUGGUAUUGGCCAAAUGUAGUCAUGCUAUAGACGGAAUACAAGUGCAACCCCCGAGAUUUGUCACGCAUCCAUCGUCAUCUGCAUCAAUGGUCAACGAAGGAAGGACGAAAAUUCUUCAGUGUCACGCCUUAGGUUCACCCCAGCCAAGUUAUCGAUGGCUCAAAGACGGAGUUCCAGUUGGAGAUUUCUCAAGUAGUCAGUACUAUCGGAUACACAACACAAGGCGGGAAGAUGCCGGCAACUAUCAGUGCAUUGCAAAGAACGACGCUGGAACAAUCUUCAGUGAAAAAAUUGAUGUGGUGGUUGCAUAUAUGGGAGUAUUCGAGAACGUAACCGAAAGCCGACUAUCUGUCCAGUCCGGUCAUCCAGCCAUAUUCACGUUACCACCCAUCGAAUCGGUGCCAUCCCCGUCCGUUGUCUGGCAAGACGAGAGAGGAGCCCUCAAUUAUGACAUCAAAUACGCUUAUACGAAGCGCAAUGAAUUAAUCAUUUUAAGUGCAGAAGAGGCCGAUCAGAAAGCUUACCGUGCACGAGCCAUAAAUACACAACUCGGCAAGGAGGAAAACAGCGCCUUCAUUCACUUAAAUGUCACAGGAGAUCCCUAUACGGAAAUCGCGCCGGAAAUUAUUGUCCAUCCGGAAGAUAUGAAAAUCAAACGAGGAGAAUCGGUGGCUCUGCUGCAGUGCAUUGCCAACGCUCGGUCCUUGUAUGAAGUUGAGACGCUUUGGCUGAAGGACGGCAUCUUCAUCGAAAAUGCAGGAAUCGACUAUACGUUGAAUGACCAGUGGAAUCGAACAUUAGCCCUGCUGUCUGCUAAUCUAACACACUCGGGAGAGUACACGUGCCAAGUGCGACUACGGAGCGGGGGCUAUCCAACAGUGACGGCAAGUGCCAUUGUCGUUGUUCAGGAGCCACCCUAUUUUUUCUCACCCCUUCGAACAGAGACUCUGGGCGAGUAUGGAUCACCAUUGGAACUUCACUGUGAUGUCCUGGGAGAGCCGCCACCAAGCGUUACUUGGUAUCGAAAUGCCGAACCGUUGGAUUUAUCUGUGGACAAAUAUGUGGUUAAAGAGGAUAACACGCUGAUCAUAAAGAAGCUGACAAUGGACGAUUCAGCCAUGUUCCAAUGUCUGGCAUCGAAUGACGCGGGAGAGAAAUCAUUGUAUACCUGGUUACGAGUCAAGACAUCAGACAAACUAGAAAAUAAUCCUAGUCGCAUUAAAAAUUCUUUCUGCUCGUACUAUGCAACUAACAAACAUUGUAAAUUGCUAAAUCGUCUAAAACGUCUGGCCCAGCCCAGAAUAAUAAGGGUGAGAGCAACUUCAACAUCUGGUAGACGGAAACAUAAGGACUUUCGCUAUGAUACAGCCAGUAAGAGUUUAAUUAAAAAGAAAGCUUCAACCCCAAUCAUGGAGCAACCGCCCCAAAAUGUGACUGUGCUCGAUGGCAAGGACGCGACGAUAUCCUGCCGAGCGGUGGGAGCGCCAACGCCCAACAUAACGUGGAUUUACAACAAAACACAGCCAGUGGAGGUAUCGAGUCGUGUGCAGAUCCUUGAAUCAGGAGACCUGUUGAUUUCCAACGUUCGUGAACUUGACGCUGGCUUAUAUUCAUGCAAUCGUUCUAACGAAGCAGGGACUGUAAGCGGCGAAGCGUAUUUAGGAGUCCUUGUUCGAACCCAAAUAAUCCAACCCCCAGUGGAUACAACAGUCCUACUAGGCUUGACAGCAUCCCUGCAGUGUAAGGUGUCAAGUGACCCUUCCGUACCUUACAACAUUGAUUGGUAUCGCGAAGGUCAAACUGCCCCAAUUAUGAACUCCCAACGAAUUGGAGUGCAAGCUGAUGGCACCUUGGAAAUCCAAGCGGUUCGAGCCGCUGACGUUGGCACCUACUCUUGCAUGGUCACCUCCCCAGGUGGUAACGAAACACGCUCGGCCCAACUGAGCGUUAUCGAAUUGCCAUUUCCACCGACAAAUAUCAAAGCUGAACGCAUUGACGCAGAGAACCCACGGGUCAUCAAUGUAUCUUGGACACCAGGAUUCGAUGGGAAUAGUCAAAUACAAAAAUUCAUAGUACAAAGACGCGAAGUAUCUGAACUAGAAGAAUUUUUAGGUCCGAUUCCAGAUCCGCUUCUUAAUUGGAUAACCGAACUAAGCAAUGUGUCAGCAUCACAACGUUGGGUUUUAUUGACCAAUUUAAAGGCUGCGACUGUCUAUCAAUUCCGCGUAAGUGCAGUUAAUCGGGUGGGCGAAGGAUCCCCAUCAGAACCGAGUAACAUUAUUGAAUUACCACAAGAAGCAUUACCGCUUGAAAGAGCUCCAUCUGGCCCUCCAGUGGGUUUCGUUGGCUCAGCUCGUUCAUCCUCCGAAAUCAUCAUUCAAUGGCAACCACCUCUGGAAGAACACCGGAAUGGACAAAUUCUCGGUUACAUUAUUCGCUACAGGCUUUAUGGUUAUAACAAUAGUCCAUGGACCACGCAGAAUAUAACGAACGAAGCCCAGAGGAAUUAUUUGAUACAAGAACUCAUCACAUGGAAGGAUUACACAGUGCAAGUUGCGGCAUACAAUAACAUGGGAGUAGGCGUUUUCACGGAGGGAGCGAAAAUCAAAACAAAGGAGGGAAUUCCUGAGGCUCCACCGACUAAUGUAACAGCAAUAGCGGUCAAUUCAACAGCUGUGAAAGUUUCUUGGAAGCCACCUAAUCCACAACAAAUUAAUGGUAUCAACCAAGGCUACAAAAUACAAGCGUGGCGAUACCAAAUCGCAGGAGAUGGUGAACACGAAAGUGAAGAGAGAAUGAUCACAGUUCCACCCAGCCUCUUAGAUCCCUUAGCAGAACAAAGUGCUGUUAUGACAGGGCUACAAAAAUUCACAGACUACAAUAUUACCGUCCUUUGUUUCACUGAUCCUGGAGAUGGCGUCAGAAGCGAAAUGGUUCCUGUGAAAACCAAAGAAGAUGUUCCAGACGAAGUGGCUUCUCUGCAAUUCAACGAUGUUUCGGAUCGCUCUGUGAAAGUGAUUUGGACCCCACCUAAAAAUGCCAAUGGAAUCCUUGUCGGAUAUCAACUUCGCUUCCAAAUCAAGGAUAAGCCAGAAACUCGAAAGCUUGUCAACCUGACUGCAGACAGAACCGACUAUGAAGUCAAUCAGUUGCAAGCAACCACUCACUACUGGUUUGAAAUCACCGCAUGGACUCAAGUAGGUCCAGGUCCUGCAAAAACAGCCACUAUACAAUCUGGAGUAGAACCAGUUCUCCCAACUGCACCAACGCAACUGGCUCUGUCAAAUAUAGAAGCAUUCUCGGUAGUCCUUCAAUUCACUCCUGGCUUUGAUGGGAACUCAUCGAUUACUCGGUGGACUGUUGAGGCACAAACUGCAAGAAAUUUAACAUGGUUUAAAGUUUUCGAUAUCUACGAUCCAGACGCCUCGACAUUGACUGUCACUGGAUUAGUGCCUUUCACACAAUAUCGAUUGCGGCUCAUUGCCACCAAUGUGGUAGGCUCCUCGGAACCAUCAGAGCCGACAAAAGACUUUCAAACCAUACAAGCUCCGCCGAUGCAUCCACCGUUUAAUGUUACUGUAAGAGCCAUGAGCGCAACUGAAUUAAGAGUUCGAUGGAUUCCACUGCAGCAGACGGAGUGGUAUGGGAAUCCUAGAGGAUACAAUAUCACGUACAGACAAGUUGAUGGUAGUCCGAAAGUUCCCGCGAUGUCGGUGCUCAUUGAAGAUCACACAGCCAACUCGCAUGUUCUGGACAGUUUGGAGGAAUGGGCGGUCUAUGAAGUGAUUAUGAAGUCAUGCAAUGAUGUAGGAUGCUCAAAGCAAAGUCCAAAAGCAGUUGAAAGGACCCGAGAAGCUGUACCUUCAUUCGGUCCCCUUGGAGUUGAAGCCAAUGCCACGUCCUCCACCACAAUCGUUGUUAGAUGGGGGGAGGUUCCAAAAGAACACAGAAACGGCCAAAUUGAUGGUUACAAAGUGUAUUAUGGAGCUGCUAACCGCGGGGUGCAAGUGCAACAUAAAACAAUAAGCAACAAUGCAUCGUUCACAACGACUUUAACCGAACUUAGAAAAUACGUUGUGUAUCACAUUCAAGUGUUGGCUUACACUCGAUUGGGGGAUGGAGCUCUUAGCACUCCGCCUGUUAGAAUUCAAACAUUCGAGGACACUCCUGGUGCUCCAUCGAAUGUUUCCUUCCCCGAUGUAUCCUUUUCGACAGCAAGAAUAAUUUGGGAUGUUCCAGAAGAACCGAAUGGAGAGAUUCUAGCCUACAAAGUCACUUAUUCAUUGAACGGAAGUGCUAAUUUGAAUUAUAGUAGAGAAUUCUCUCCGACAGAUAGGACAUUCCGAGCAACCCAACUGUUAGCUGAAAGAUAUUACAUAUUUAGCGUAACAGCACAAACAAGACUAGGUUGGGGUAACACUGCUUCAGUUUUAGUAUACACAACUAAUAAUCGGGAAAGACCACAAUCCCCAUCAGCGCCCCAGAUAUCCAGAAGCCAGAUCCAAGCGCAUCAGAUUACGUUUAGCUGGACUCCAGGAAGAGAUGGAUUCGCUCCUCUACGUUACUACAUAGUUCAGUUUCGAGAAAAUGAGGGCCCUUGGACUUCGCUUCCGGAACGAGUUGAUCCUUCAGUUAAUUCCUACACGGCCCAGAAUUUGAAACCUCACACUACAUACCAAUUCAGAAUUCAGGCAACCAACGACUUGGGACCAUCAACAUUUAGCCAAGAAAGUAUAUUAGUGCGCACUCUUUCAGCGGCUCCUUCGCAAGGAGUAACUGGUUUGAGAGUUGUUCCGAUAACCACUACUAGCGUUCGUGUUCACUGGAAUCCUCUAGAGAAAGUUCUUUGGAAUGGAGAUGCUAUAACUGGCGGUUAUCGUGUCCUUUUCCAACAAAUAUCUGAUUUCCCAACUGCUCUUCAAGCAACUCCCAAACAAGAUGUAAUGGGAAUAAGCUCAGAAUCGGUUAUACUCACAGAUCUAACUCAGGAUCGUAACUAUGAGAUAGUCGUACUGCCAUUCAACUCGCAGGGAACUGGUCCUGCAACUCCACCAGUUGCUGUUUACGUUGGGGAAGCUGUACCUACCGGAGAGCCAAGAGCUGUUGAAGCGGCUCCAAUUUCUAGCACCGAAGUCAGACUUCGUUGGAAACCUCCUAAAUUGAAUAUGCAAAAUGGAGAUUUGCUUGGCUAUAAAAUAUUCUACCUAGUCACGGAUUCUCCUCAAGAAUUGGAAGAAGGACGAACACAUGAAGAAGAAAUCGAAGUCGUUCCAGCCUCAACAACGUCUCAUAGCUUAGUGUUUUUGGAUAAGUUUACGGAAUAUAAGAUUCAAAUCCUGGCUUUUAAUCCGGCUGGUGAUGGACCCCGCUCGGCAGCUAUUACUGUUAAAACCCUACAAGGCUUGCCAGGACCGCCAGCAAAUUUGAAAUUUGACGAGAUUACCAUGCAAAGUUUAAAGGUAUCUUGGGAGCCACCAAAGAAACGCAAUGGAGAAAUUUUAGGAUAUCUUGUCACGUACGAAACAACAGAAGAGAACGAAAAGUUUAGUAAACAAGUAAAACAGAAAGUCACAGGAACAAGUCUCUUCAUUCAAACGCUCGAGGAGGAAGUUACAUACACAUUUACAGUACGUGCACAAACCAUCGACUACGGUCCAGCGAUUAGUGGAAACGUAACGACGGGUCCUCAGGAAGGUUCACCGAUAGCUCCAAGGGAUUUAAUUCUAUCGAAAGGAGUAUCCAGUGUUGAUAUGCAUUGGGUGAAUGGUCCAUCGGGACGGGGACCAAUUCUCGGAUACUACAUCGAAUGUAAAAAACGAGAAAACGACAAUUCGUAUAUUUACGAUUCACGAUGGGAAACAAUAUCGAAAACUACAUCCGGACCUGUACAGGACUUUUCCGUCAGCUUCCAGAGCUUACUGCCAUCAACUGCCUACACAUUUCGUGUGAUCUCCUAUAAUAAAUAUGGCAUUUCCUAUCCAGUUGUAUCAAAAGAUACAAUUCUGACCCCAUCGAAACUAUAUCUAGAAUACGGUUAUCUACAACAUAAGCCAUUUUAUCGACAAACAUGGUUUAUGGUGGCCUUGGCCGCUACAUCUAUUGUGAUAAUUAUAAUGGUAAUAGCCGUUUUGUGUGUGAAGAGCAAGAGCCAUAAAUAUAAACAAGAAAUACAAAAAACCCUCGAAGAAUCAAUGGCAAUGUCUGUUGAUGAACGAGAAGGUCUCGCGUUAGAUAUCUACCGUGCUCGCCACGCUGCUGGAGGCGGAUCGAGUACAAUAAAUAGUGCUGGGACAUUAAGUCGAAGAACAAUAGGAACUUUAAGUAGAAAACCACCGCACGGACCACCGCCAGCACUAGGAAAAAGUCCACCACGACCAUCACCAGCAUCUGUGGCGUAUCACAGCGACGAAGAGAGCUUAAAAUGCUACGACGAGAAUCCAGAUGACAGUAGCGUUACAGAGAAACCAUCAGAAGUCAGUUCAUCGGAUUCACAGCACUCCGAAAGUGAAAACGAAAGUGUUCGUUCCGACCCACAUUCGUUCGUUAACCAUUACGCGAAUGUUAACGAUUCUCUACGACAAUCGUGGAAACGGCAGAAGCCCGUUCGAAACUACUCAAGUUACACAGAUUCGGAACCAGAAGGGGUGACUAGCUUGAAUGGAGGUCAAAUUAUCGUUAACAAUAUGGCACGAUCGAGAGCUCCGCUGCCGGGCUUCUCAUCGUUUGUUUGACAAUCAACAGAGUUUUAAGUUGAUUUUCCUGACGAAGUCACUUUUGUUUCCCAUUAUCUCAAUAUCGCCAUCGUCGUCAUUAUAAGAGAUGCAACACACAAACACAAUAUUUAUCAUUGUGGACUGUCUUUCAAUCAUCUCUUUUAUUUGUGAUAAAAGACUUUUUCUUAUUUAUUCAUAAGCGUAACUCACUAAGCAACUAUACUACUUACGUACUAAACGAUUUUUUACAGAAAGAGGACAUUAGGAAUACAAACAUCUUUCUAGCCUUUACGAUAAUCUAAGUUUAAGUUUAGAUAGUGUCGAUCAAUGUGGAAUUGAAAUCAUUUUUUGUAUAAUUAUUUUCGAGUUCGAAUCGUUCGAAUGCAGCAUAUCACUAAGCAUCUUUUCAUUUCGAGAAACUAAGAAAGUUGCGUUUGUUUCACGAAACCUGUACGGACCAUGUUUUUUCUGUAAAUACUAAGAUAUUGAAUAUGAAUGGACUUAAGUCAUUUGCAUUUAUCCUUCCUUAUCCUUCGAGAGCAGUGAAGUAUGAUUACUUUUGUAUUUCUAGUAAGGCAAGAAUCUAGCUGAGAAGCAACAACUCCUUACAAAGAAACGGAACAAAGGAAACUCUACAAUUUUAAGAAAUACGAACACUUAAAUGACUGAUUAUUUCGUAGAAUAUGAAAUUAAGUUAAUUUUAUACAUUUAGCUAAAUGAAAUUUGUAUUAGUGUAUUAACUAAUUGAACGAUCCGAAGAAACAAAUUGGAAGAUAAAGAACUUAGCGAAGAAUCAAGUGAAAAUGUGGUAAUUCUAGUUAUCCCAUAUUUUUGUGCGAAAAUGUAAAAAAGCAUAUUAUGAUAGCUCAAAUAAAUAGCAUCUGUCGUUGUUCUAUGAUUGCGUUCGCGAAUCGAACGUUCCAUAGAGGAAACUAGUUCAUGCUCAAAAAUAAA